Molecule: messenger RNA, 1533 nt
Organism: Paramecium tetraurelia
Lineage: Eukaryota; Ciliophora; Oligohymenophorea; Peniculida; Parameciidae
Exons: 8
Biological process (GO): peptidyl-serine phosphorylation; intracellular signal transduction
Molecular function (GO): ATP binding; protein serine/threonine kinase activity
Source: RefSeq, a predicted model, not a curated record
AUGCACUUGAAUAUUCAAGGCUCUAGAAAACCCAGUUAGAUUAGUAGCCCAACCUCAAUCAAGAAGCCAACGAUAUCUUAACUUCUCAUAAACUUUAGAUCACCUAUUACUGUUCCUAAUAGUUCAUAGGUUUCACCUCAGAAUUCUGAACAAAAUCUUCAAAAAGCAUUGCAUUCUCAUAAGGGAUCUUAGAUUGAUGUUACAAAUUUAACAAAAUUGAUUAGACAUAGUAAAUCACCAAAUUUAGAAAUAAAUGAUGUUCAAAGCAAUGAAAAUUAAAGCUAAUAAUAAUUAUAAGCAUUACUCGCAAAAGCAAGAGAAAUUACUUAGAAUAAAUCGAAACCACCAAUAAUUAAGCAAUAAGUUUAAUCGAUUUAAACACAAUCAAUUAAUCAAUUAAAGGAACUAUUCAAUGAUAAUUUGUAUUGCAGAAAUACAUUUCAUUUUCAUUUUGUAGUUGGGAUAGGUGGAUUUGGUAAAGUAUGGAAAGUGGAGCACAAGAAAACAGGGCAAAUAUAUGCCAUGAAGGAAAUGUCAAAAGCAUUAAUUAUAACAAAAAAAAGUGUAAAUUCAGUAAUGAACGAGAGAAUACUUUUGAGUGAACUAAAACAUCCAUUCCUAGUUAACAUGAAUUACGCUUAUUAAGACAAAGAAACAUUGUAUUUAAUUAUGGAUUAUAUGUCUGGAGGUGACUUGAGGUAUCAUAUAGGAAGAAUGAGAAGAUUCAAUGAAGAGUAGACUAGGUUUUUUGUGGCUUGCAUAUUCUUAAGUCUUGAAUACGUGCACGAAAAUAACAUUAUUCACAGAGAUAUCAAACCAGAAAAUUUAGUAUUAGAUAAUAAAGGAUAUGUGCAUUUGACUGACUUUGGAAUAGCUAGAGUUAUGAAACCAGAAAAUUCAAGUGAUACAAGUGGAACACCAGGAUAUAUGGCUCCUGAAGUAAUGUACAGAUAAAAUCAUACAUAUGCUGUGGAUUAUUAUGCGUUGGGAGUCAUUGCUUAUGAAUUUAUGUUAGGAAGAAGACCAUAUGUUGGAAGAUCUAGGUAGGAGAUUAGAGAUUAAAUUAUGGCAAAAUAGGUUUAAAUUAGGAAAUCGGAUAUACCAGAAAAUUGGUCUAUAGAGGCUGCUGACUUUAUUAAUAGACUUCUCUAAAGGAAACCUUAGCAAAGAUUAGGUUUUAGUGGUAGUUAAGAAAUAAAAUAACAUCCUUGGUUCUAGAAAUUUCCUUGGUAGAAAUUGUAAAAUUUUGAAUUGAAUCCUCCUUUCCAACCAAAUAGAACCGAAGACAAUUUUGAUUAAAAAUAAAUAAUAUUGGAAGAUUAGGAGAACAAUGAAUUGAUCCAAUAGAAUCUUCUGGUUUUAAAAGACCCAUCAUCUUUAGAGUUAUUUUAGGGUUAUGAGUUUAAUGCCAAUCAGAGUGUAAAUAAAAUUUCAUCAACCACUGAUCAAUCUUCGAGUUCAUCGUCUAAGCAUAGUAGAAAUUUCAGUUCAAACAUAGAAAAACAAAAAUUUUUUGAACAAGCUCAUAAAUGA